CUGAGCAAUACAGAGUGGUAUCAUCAGCAAACAAUACACAUUUUAACAGUUUGGAAACACUACAUAUGUCAUUUAUAUAUAAUAUGAAUAAUUUAGGGCCCAGCACAGAGCCCUGAGGAACGCCACAAGAUACCUUCAACUGAUUAGAUUUUACAUUAUUGAUUUCAACAUAUUGAUAUCUGUCAUCCAGGUAACUUUUCAUCCAGAGAGAGAGAGGAGCAAGUGAAUACAAGGCUUUGCAUUUCUGAGGAAAUGGAAACAAAUAAGGUGGCAUUUUGAAAAAAUGUGUUUGCAAAUGGAAAACUUCAUUCAUUAAAUAUUUAACAGUAUACUGAAAAGUUUUUUUUCCAAAGUGAAAUGUUUUAAUAGAGCUAACCUGAGCACUGAGGUCCAGAUUUUUUAAAUGUAGUUUUAAACUGCUGGUAACUAAGACUGAUUUUGUCCUGUCAUAUUCAGAUGUAUCCAUCGGUGUUGUUGCUGUUGGCUCUGCAGGUUCUGACCUCAGCGAGUCUUCAUGACAUUGAUAACUCCAUAGAGCAGAGAAAUGAUGCAACUGGGAGUCCUGGGAAAUCGGCUAACAGAUCGAUGCUAACAGACCAACCUCUUCUUAGUGUUACUAAGUUCAGACAGAGGAGGCCAGUUCAUUCUUCUUCCUUUAAGACUACCAUUGACACCAACCUGGAGUGGAUCACCUUUAAACGUUCUAUUAUCAACACUGCUGUCUCAAUUUACAACAGAAAUUUUGAUCGCACUGAUUAUGUCUGCAAAUACAAGUGUGACACAGGCUUUUAUACCCCCAAAGAGGGUCCUUAUUGUUUCUUUGCUCGCAAAAACAGAUUUCACAGAGUAUAUCCCUUUGAGUUACUCGUCAACAGAGACAACUUUGAGAUCCUGGAGUGGAAGGAUAAUUCGUCUGGUAAGGUGCCAAAGAAUUCAGUCUCGACCUGUCCAGGGGAACAAAUAUAUGUAGGAAUGAACAAAUAUGGACUUGGGAAUGUGUCCACUAAAGAAAAGGCCUUCUACCUGCCCUGGAAGGGUAAAGUAUAUACGUACACAUCCUACAAGGUCCUGACCACCAAUGAAAAUAUAGUCAGCCAACAGAUUGACGAUGUCAGGUACAACAUUGACAACGCUAAAAUUCUCCAAUAUCCUCCUGAGGCCAUGCGUCAAACAACCAUCAGCAACUAUGAAUGUCAACCAGUAGUGAAAACAAGUUCCAUCUCAAAGACGUCUGAGGUGGAGCACAGGUGGGACACUACUUCUUCUGUUACAGUUACUGUUAAUACAAGCAUUACAAUUGGUAUCCCUACUGUCUUCAAAAAAGAAAUUCACAUCAGCACUGAGGUGUCGUUUGCAUUCACCCAAGGAACAACUAUGACAGAGAGCUUUACUGAUACUGUAUCUGUGGAGGUCACUGUGCCACCAAACCAAUCCUGUGUCAUUAAUAUGCUCCGGUACAAAUACAAAGUCGACAUCCCAUUCACAGGACGCCUCAGACGCACUUACGGUAAUGGGAACAUCCGAAUAACAUCCAUUACUGGGAAAUAUAAUGGCAUUCAGGUGGGAGAAGUCCGGGCUGUGGUGAAUCGAUGUGAACCUCUGGGUGGAUCUAAGCCUUGUCCAUGA
This is a messenger RNA of Oreochromis niloticus (Nile tilapia), 1626 nucleotides long. RefSeq names its product natterin-3-like. The transcript is spliced from 2 exons. The record is from RefSeq and is a predicted model, not a curated record. Lineage: Eukaryota; Metazoa; Chordata; Actinopteri; Cichliformes; Cichlidae. Bases 457 to 1626 code for a protein of 389 amino acids.